Molecule: messenger RNA, 1276 nt
Organism: Octopus sinensis (East Asian common octopus)
Lineage: Eukaryota; Metazoa; Mollusca; Cephalopoda; Octopoda; Octopodidae
Exons: 1
Coding region: 284-1204 (306 amino acids)
Source: RefSeq, a predicted model, not a curated record
AACCAAACAUAUGUUUCAAUUUAAUUAACUGACUGAUAGCAAUCAGCUGGUUCUUUCUUUGUUUCUGUAUAAUUUUCUACCUUCCUGGUUCAUUAACUGUAUAAUUAGUUUGAUUAUUUAUCUCAUCUUUUGAUUUCAAUUCUAUAAUUAUGUCAUUUUAAUUAAUUUUUCAGUCUAUUGUUCCCUAUCCACCUUCUCUCCAUUAUAUUCCCUUCCAGUUUUUGUCUCAAUUUAUUUUUUGUUUUGAUUCAGUUAGUUUUUGCAUUUGUCUUUGGCUGAAGAAAUGCAAAUUCCGCCAUUGUCCCCUGUAGCUACGCCAGGUGGAAGGGGACGCCUGGCCCGCUUCAUUUCCCGGGCCAAACGAUGUUUAAGUAGUUUCUUCUUGGGUCCUAACAGGGUAAAUUCCGUCGGACCUGCUCCGUACUCUACAGAUGAAACAUUUAUUAUGCGUUUUCCUAGAAAGGAAAAUCUCUUCAUAAACGAAAAAAUUACUUAUAAACGUCCCAUGGAAGAAGACGUGAAGGAGGAAGUGAAACCUGAGGCGGAAGAGGAAGUGAAAUCAGAGAAAGAAGAGAAGGUGCACACCGAGUGGGAUAAAGAUGCGAUGCGAUUGAAAAAAGAAAUGCUAGACCAGGUGAUACAAGGACUGAAGGAAGAGGGAGACCAGGUGAGACAACAGCUGAAUAUACUGGAAGAAGAGGUGAGGCAGGAGGUAGAACACCUUGAAGAUCAGGUGAUGCAGGAAGUGAAAACACAGGAAAAACUGCAGAGACCUAGAAUUAAUAAAUUGGCUGAGCAGGUGAAAUUGGAGCUGAAGGAUUUGGAUUGGUUAAUGAAGCAGAAGAAAGAGCUUGGGCAGGAAGAAGAUAAGUUGAGGAAGAAGAUACGAUUGUCAUUACAGGUGAUGAAGGAGCAAAAAGAACGAGUGACGCAUUAUGUGAGCGAAUUGGAAGAACAUUUGAUACUGAAAGAGCGGCGGAUGUACGGACUGAAGAUACAAGAGCAACAGCAACAGCAGAUAGCGAAGAUGAGGAAUCUGAAAGAUUUGGAUUUACCUCAGUUGAAGGAACUGGAAGAAAAAGUGAUGCAGAGGUUGAGUGAUUUGGACUGGCACGCGAAACAGAAGAUGGGAGUAGAGGAGGAAACGAGAACUGAAAAGCUGGUGAAAAUGAUGGAGAUUCCGAAGCUGGCGAAAAACAUAUAAGUCCUUGUGAGACAGAGAUGAAGACUUCACUAUUAAAACAAUAGAUAAAAUAAAAUUUUCUUCGUCAAUGAU